Messenger RNA from Pocillopora damicornis (cauliflower coral), 3332 nucleotides. RefSeq names its product nuclear receptor subfamily 2 group C member 2. Gene Ontology annotation, biological process: regulation of DNA-templated transcription. Lineage: Eukaryota; Metazoa; Cnidaria; Anthozoa; Scleractinia; Pocilloporidae. Gene Ontology annotation, molecular function: DNA-binding transcription factor activity; zinc ion binding; sequence-specific DNA binding. The record is from RefSeq and is a predicted model, not a curated record.
UAAAAGCGUGUUCUGUAAGGGCAAUGCGAGAUAACUCAGCACAUGUAAGGCAAAACGCAAGACUACUUAGUUUCCGAACAGGCAUUUACUCCGAUGUUAUGUUAGGACGUUUGCUUCUUCAAUCCGCCCAUUUCGUUCAAUACUGUCCUUUAGCGACGUUGUGAAUAUCGGCGGAUUUGAAAACUCGAAUUUAACUGUGUUUAGUUGGAUUUCAGUAAGUCUGUGAACUAUGACCGAUUCGUUCAGGGCUGAGUUCUUUCAGCGUAGUCCGGUGCUUUCACCUACAACUUUAAAACCAGUUUGGGGAGACUGCCUUGUGUGCGGAGACCGUGGGACCGGGAAACAUUAUGGCAUUGUAGCUUGUGAAGGAUGUAAGGGCUUUUUCAAGAGAAGCGUGAGGAAAAAUUUAAAUUACAGUUGUCAAGGGAAUGGCGCCUGUCCAGUAGAUAAAAUUCACCGAAAUAGGUGCCAGAGAUGUCGCCUGAACAAAUGCCUCACCAUGGGUAUGAAGAAAGAAGCUGUGCAAUGUGAAAGAAAACCACUUAUAAAGUCUGCAGAGGACAGUAGUGGGGAAAACCACACAAGAAGUGCAAGUUUGUCUCCUACAAAUCAAUCAAUGCAUUCAGUUUUUCUGGAAAAGACAGAAUCACCAUGUUUUACACCAAACAGCCCAUUGGCCUCAUCACCAGUGAAUGGCACACCUCAAAUGUCUCUCUCUCAAUUCCUCUCAUCAGAUCAGAAUGACUGCAUUCUAAAUCCUGAACAUCUUCAAUUUAAAUUGAAUCCUCCAACAUUGGGUGUUUCUACAUUAUCUAUGGAGUAUGUUUAUGAAAUAGCCACUCGUCUCCUAUUCCUGACAGUCGAUUGGGCACGUAGCAUACAAGCCUUUCGCAGUCUUGAUAAUAAUGAUCAACUUGUGUUACUACAAAGUACUUGGUCAGAUCUUUUUAUGCUGGGUGUUGCACAGUGUUCAAGUUCUUUUCCCUUGUCACCAUUAUUGACACUUGCUGCUUCACACAUGGAACAAAGUGAAGGAGGUGGAGAUCGAAAGUCUCCUGUGCAAACUAAAGAACCAAACAUGGUUGAGAAGAUAAUGAGUGUAAAAGACCUCUUGUUUAGUCUUGAAAAGCUUGAGUUGGAUUCUGUGGAGUAUGCAUUCCUGAAGACAAUAGUACUUUUCAAUGCAGACUGUUCAAGUUUAAAAAAUCCUAAACAAGUUGAAAGACUUCAAGAAAAGGCUCAUUGCGCCCUUAAACUUUAUGUUGAAAAACAGCGCCCAAGCAAUCCUGAACGGUUUGCAAAGAUACUUUUACGGCUGCCAGCUACUCGGGUUCUCACGCAGCGAGCUGCAGAGGAAUUGUUCUUCUCGCCGUUGAUUGGAACGGUCAGAAUCGAGAGUAUAAUGAACAAUAUCAUCUCAAACUCUUUGACGUUUUAACAUUAGAUUCGUUCGCCAAUAUUAUACAUAAAAUUUUGAAUUUCACAUUACUAUUUCUCAAAUACGCUACCUUAAAUAGGGCUGUUCCAUGACAGACCCUGGAUGCUACAGGCGACAAACAGUUGUCUUUUGUCUUUUGGUAUAAAUUUAAUUUUAUGAGAGCUUCUAAGUGCCGGGCACCUCGGAUUUCUGGUUUUAGAGUCUUCUCGUUUCCGUUGAUUGAUUCUUCUGAAGGGUAUAGGUUUGUGAACUUAGGCGCGUUCCUAUUUGAUGUUCUUUCUAAAGGAGGGUAAGUCGCUUCGCUUAGGGAAAUUUUGCAUACCAGUUAUAGACAACAAAAAACAGUGGCUCAACAAACCGAAACAGAAAUCCUGGAGGGAUAUGGAUUACUGGCAGAUGCAUGCAAAAUUUUUGGAAUUGAUGUCGACUUGUGUGAAAGUGUCACCGAUCGUCCCUUCUUCUAGUGCUCGUAAGUUGUCUUUGUCACCGAAACUGUUGCCUCUAGAGGGUAAGCGCUAAUCCUGAAAAAAACAAAACAAAACAAAACAGAAAACAAGACGAAGAAAAUCAAAAACGAAGGGUGGAUUAUGUCGUACUUCUUGUUUCUUCAAUGCACUUUUUCAAGCCCAUUAGAUUCUUUUCUACAGCGCUCUUGCAACAUUCUUUGUUAAGAAUUUUGAAGUGCUAAAUGAACGUGUUAGGGUCUAUAGAACGAUGGUUCUCUAUGUAUAUAUUGUGUACCUGAGUCGAUUUCGAGUUUACAUGGGAACGUUUAAUGAGAGAGAGAUUACUUUUUGGCAAACUCCCGAUCACAUCCCAGAUGAGGGUGAUUUUCGAGCUUAAUUUUCAAUCAAAAUUGAAAUUAAGAAAAUCGGAAAGAACUAUCAUCGACGGUAAAUUACAGUUUGGUUUUCAAUUUUGCAAUUCAUUGCCUAAUUGCCCCAAUUUAGCCCAAUAUUUAAUAUUUAAAUAUAUGGAAGUAGCUAGUUACUAUCGACGUCAUAAUGAGCUAAAACCCAAAUCAAUCUCUAUCUUUUCUUUCGGCCGAAAGAAAUAGGUAGGCUUAAUCAUAUUAAGAAAAAUUCAGACAAAGCUUUAUUUAUUAUGUUUAGGAUCGUGAGAAUAAUUUUAAAUUUAAGUACAAUGAAAUACCCGGUGCGUUGCGAUAUUCUUAAUCACGUAUUUCCUUUAGAAAUGAAUCAGCUUUUGUCUCCUGCCGGGGCAACUCCUUAACUCCGUUUAGCUGGGUUUUAGUGGAUUACAGUGUCAUUUGAGAAUCUUUUAAGUCAUAGCCCCCUCUUUAGAAGACAUGGGAAAAAAAAAGAGUAGAGCAAAAUAAUGAUAUUCCGCUUAAUUAAGAGUUGUACAGCUUGGUAUUACUGAUAGAGUAGUAAAAAAAAAAUAAUUCUGUUAUUAUAAUUUUUAUAUAUUUAUUCGAUAUAUCAGAUGAAUUUAGUCAGCUAUAUAUAUUGUGGAUGCCUUAUAAAAAGUGUAGUUUCCGAAAUCCAACGCUGUAAAAUGUUGUUUCUAAAAUAUUUUAAGUUAAGAAAAUAAGACGUUGUGUUCCAAUUUAAAAGCAUUUCCCCACAUUUUUAAACUUGAAACAGUUCGAUGUAAUUAGUUAUCAGUUAAACGCCGAAAGCGUGAUGUCAUGUGUGCGACAUAACCUCUGUAGUUCUUAAAUGUCUUAAUAUUCUGUUCUAAGUUGAAGAAAUAUUUUUUGUAGGUCCACCUAAUCUCGGAGUCGAUAUUUAGAGAGGAUCGAAAGUUUUCUAAGUUUUCUUCCAGAGAGCAAGGAUUCACUAUUACUCCUAUUGCUUACAGUUAACUGAUGCAGCCACGGUUCAGUGUUAACUGUAAGAACUACAGACUAUUAAAAAUAUUGGCUGAAUGA